This is a messenger RNA of Oryza sativa Japonica Group (Japanese rice), 2366 nucleotides long. Lineage: Eukaryota; Viridiplantae; Streptophyta; Magnoliopsida; Poales; Poaceae. The record is from RefSeq and is a predicted model, not a curated record.
CUUUGACUACUUCCCCCAAAAAAGUACACACUGCUUUGACUCAGGUCAAACUUGGACUUUAUCCAUCAUUCCAUCCUCUCUCCCAGUCCCAUCCUCAACCUCAUAACACUUUCCUAAUUGCCUCAUAUGCGGCCUUCCCAUCCGUAUUGUUUUCAGUUUAUCACACUUGUUGGGUCAUGAAUUUCUGAAGCUGACCAUGGCCAUUUCUGGUGCACUCUUUCUCCCUGGUAUCUUUCAAAGCUUGAGUAUACUAGCUGUUCUUGGGGUUCUUGUUACUAAGAGUGGAGCUGCUGAUUUUCAAGAACAACCAGCUUGCGUUCCUUUCUCCUGUGGACAUCUUGAAGGUAUCAGGUACCCUUUCCGUUUACAAGGUGAUCCACUUGGCUGUGGUGAUGAAGCUUAUGAGCUAGUCUGUAGAGAUGGCAGAGCUAUAAUUCACAUCAACACAGGAAAAUAUUUUGUGAAAGACAUCUCCUAUAACGAGUCUAGAUUUUGGGUUGUUGAUGCUAAUUUAGACAACAGCAGUUGCCCUCUUCCACUGUGGAAUAAUCUUCCCUACUUCAAUGACAUGGGCACUAAGCUGUACACUUCUGCAGUUCGGUGGGCUACAUUUCUAAAUUGCUCACGGGCGAUAAACAAUGGCAUGUACAUGCCUGUUGCUUGCUUGAGUGGGAAUACUUCUUUUGUUUAUGUCUUGACUACAUCGAGCUCUUACUAUGUUCAAAACAUCGAGCCUUCUUGUGGAUACUUGGCUGUGAUUCCUGUGGAUGAUCGUACAAAGAAUGUACCAGACUAUGCAAGCUAUGCAGAUGUUGUGAAAUUCAUGAGGAAUGGUUUUCCUGUUUCGUUUCCUCGAGUUGAAUCCCCAAGUCAUUCUCCAGUCAUCAAAGCCUGUGCGAGAGAUACAUUCCAAAACUUUAAGGAGCAAAUGUAUAGUAGGAACAUUCAAAACUGGACUUCUGCCAUUAUUGGGACCGAGCUACAAUUUUUAGGAUGUGUAAUUAAUUAUUACUCUAGUGCCACGCAAGUUUGGGUUACUCUCGUUCUGGUAUUUGCCGUAGAGAUUGUUAAGUGCAUUAUAGUACUAUGCAGGUUCAUCUUGGCGCCGUUGACUGUUUUGACCUUCCUCGGUUACAAAUACCGGAAAACAAGGAUAUCUAUCGACGCAGUAGAGAAGUUUCUCCGAAUGCAGCAAGCUCAUGGUCCAAAGAGGUAUGCGUACACAGAAAUCACUGCAAUCACAGGCCAUUUCAGGGAGAAGCUAGGCCAGGGGGGCUAUGGUUCUGUGUACAAAGGUUUCCUUCCUGGCGAUGGUCAUGUUGCUAUCAAGAUGCUGAGCAACUCCAUGUGCAAUGGAGAAGAAUUCAUCAGCGAGGUUUCCACCAUUAGCAGGAUACACCAUGUGAAUGUGGUGCGCCUUGUUGGAUUUUGCUCGGAGGAACUUAGGAGGGCUCUUGUAUAUGAGUACAUGCCCUGUGGAUCUCUAGACAAGUACAUUUUCUCACCCGAGAAGAGUCUAUCUUGGGACAAGCUCAAUGAGAUUGCUCUAGGAAUUGCUAGAGGGAUCGACUACUUGCAUCAUGGUUGUGAUAUGCAGAUCAUGCACUUUGACAUCAAGCCACACAACAUCCUUCUGGAUAGCAACUUCACUCCAAAAGUCGCCGACUUUGGGCUGGCCAAGCUAUACCCAAGGGACGACAGCUUGGUGCCGGUGAGUGCUGCACGGGGAACGAUAGGGUACAUCGCUCCUGAGAUGAUAUCUCGAAGCUUUGGCACCAUUUCAUGCAAGGCUGAUGUUUACAGCUUUGGGAUGUUAUUGCUGGACAUUGCUGGUGGUAGGAGGAACAGGGAGCAGCAUACAUCCAACUCAGCCCAUCUUUAUUACCCAGCUUUGGUGUAUGAUUGCCUAACUCAACAAGAAGUGAGCGAGAUUUCAGAGGAUAUUGGUAUCCACUGGGUAGAAAGGAAGUUGUGCAUUGUUGGGUUCUGGUGCAUUCAGAUGAAACCAGCUGAACGGCCUUCGAUGAGCGAGGUUGUGGAGAUGCUCGAAUCUGAUGAUCCUGAUAACCUGCAGGUACCUCCGAGACCUUUCUUUGGUGUGGAUGAUCACAUCUCUGAGAUGGAUGAUUGCUGCAAUUCUUCAUCAAAGUCAAGUGCAAUCUCAGAGGAUGACUGAAGCAAACUAGGAUAGCGACUUGACAUUCCUGCCCACGUAUAUAUUCAGUUCGUGCCCUGCUUUUUGCCUCAUCUUUUUGCGGGUUAUUUGUUUCGCUUUUUUUCAUCUAUCCCUGUAUAUAUCUUGCUAUAAUUUUCUCCUGCUCUAUUAAUAUAUACAAGGCAAAGCUUUUGCCUUCCUUUAAAAAAAA